AUGAGACAAGUUCGAUCGCAAGAGACAAAUGAGGACCGUGAGCACCGUUUAGCUUACAAUAGAGAACAAACUGCGGAAUCUCGGGCAUCAGAGUCCAGUUUUAAUAAUGAAACGCGCUUAGCUACAGAUCGCGAACGUCACGCGUUGUCUCGCGCUUCGGAAACAUUAACAAAUUACUCUCAGCGUUUAAAAGUAGACCGUGAACGUCAUAUCGAGUCUCGAGCUUUAGAGACGUUUACGGAGCAUUCAGAAAGGUUGACUGCAGACCGUGAACGUCAUGCUGAAAGUCGCGCUUCAGAAACGUUUACGCAAUAUUCAGACCGCUUGACAGCAGACCGUGAGCGUCAUGCUGAGUUUCGCGCUUCGGAAACAUUUACGGAGUGUUCAGAACGGUUGACUGCAGACCGUGAACGUCAUGCUGAGUCUCGCGCUUCAGAAACGUUUACUCAAUAUUCGGAACGCUUGACUGCAGACCGUGAGCGUCAUGCAGAGUCUCGCGCUUCAGAAACGUUUACUCAAUAUUCCGAACGCUUGACUGCAGAUCGUGAGCGUCAUGUCGAGUCUCGCGCUUCGGAAACAUUUACGGAGUGUUCAGAACGGUUGACUGCAGACCGUGAAAGUCAUGCUGAGUCUCGCGCUUCAGAAACGCUAACUCAAUAUUCGGAACGCUUGACUGCAGACCGGGAACGUCAUGCAAGAUCACGUGCUUCGGAAUCAUUUACUCAAUAUGAAGCGAGGUUAGCAGCAGAUAGGGAGAGCCGUUCGGUAAGUAGGACACAUGAAACCCAGCAGGAGCAUGACUUACGCUUAGAAUUGGCAAGGGGGAUAUUAUGA
Messenger RNA from Parnassius apollo (apollo), 834 nucleotides. Lineage: Eukaryota; Metazoa; Arthropoda; Insecta; Lepidoptera; Papilionidae. The record is from the annotation of a GenBank genome assembly.